This is a messenger RNA of Triplophysa dalaica, 2644 nucleotides long. Its product is annotated as interferon-induced protein 44-like. Lineage: Eukaryota; Metazoa; Chordata; Actinopteri; Cypriniformes; Nemacheilidae. The record is from RefSeq and is a predicted model, not a curated record. Bases 1472 to 2371 code for a protein of 299 amino acids. The transcript is spliced from 8 exons.
AUAGCUAUUUGCAGGGGUGCCGCCAGAAAUUCUGGGCCCUAUGGAAACCAAAAUUUCUGGGCCCCCUACAUUUUUUACAGAUAAAAUUUAACCCAAUAAACAUGCCCUGUAUACUUAAGAAAAGAUACUCAGCACAUUGCAUAGUUAAAAUGUCUAAAGAUGAGUACAAAGCCUACAAAAACAAGAAAAAAAUAUAGAAAUAUGUACUUGUUUACAUUAAAGGAAGAACAUUUAUUAUCUCAAUUGCAAGCACAACAGAACAUUAUUUUCACAUAUUGACAUAUACUUUACAUGAACAAGCUUUAGCUGGAUCAAACUGCUCAAUCAGGAAACAUCAGCUACAGUAGAGACACGUUUUAUUCAAUUUUAUAUAUUUUUUUUCUGGGGCAUUUUAUUCAUUUUAAGAACGUCAAGUUUGACAGCAUCGAUCGUAGCAGCCGCACUGUCACUUCACAGAACACACGACACGGCAAACUGAUUUUGUAAUUUUUGAAGCGUGUAGAUUACUUUUUGUUUUGCAAAAUUAUCAUUAUGUGGCGAACACAGUAGAUAAGACGUGUUUAGAGGCUUCAAUCUUCGGGAAGUUUCGCGCUCAGGCUCACCUUGUUCGGCUGAGACGGGGGACGUGGGGGAAGGAGGACGUGGGUGUGCAGCAGCGCGGAAACUGUGUCUACGAGACAUGAUAACCCGUCCCGGAGACAGCAGAGAUGUUAUUAUUGUUGGAUGUAAAUAAUAAUUCAGUAAUUAUUUUACUAAGCUAGCUAGAUAUAAGCAGGUCAUGUAGCAACAAAAAUACGUUUUGGAAUACAGGAAUAGGGCAAACUACCUUUCUUUAUGAAAAACUGUGUAACAUACUGUCGACUUUGGCGUUCUCUGUCUUCUCUUUCCUUCUUUUCUUUCCGUUUUUGAUGCCCUGACUUUUGAUGUGACAUGCCUGCGUGUGUCACUGUCUGCGCUGCAUCACAACAAGUCCAAUAAGCAGGAGACGCUACACUAGCGCUCGUAACUCACAGCGCAGGUGGAAUGAACCAUUGUGAGAGGGAGCCGGAAGGGGUGUGACUGAAACAGUAAAUAUAUUAUUUGUUUUUUAAAUAUUAAAUCUAUGGUCGAAACGGACAAUAUACACAUUUAGUGCACGAGGGGCCCUAGCACGUUUAAUGUAUGUAUAAAAAAGAGAAAAGAAAUAGGAAAAUAAGAAGGGGGUCUGCUCUUCUGGGCCCUAAAUCAGCAUGGGCCCUUAGAAUCGUCCUAACCUUCCACCCCUUUACGGCGCCCAUGGCUAUUUGUUUCUUUGCAACAAGUACAGCAAUGGGCCUGCAGAACGGCAAAAAUGACUCUUUGCGCUGCAAAAAUCGUACUGUUUUUAGUCGUUUUUUUCUUGUUAUCCGGUAACAAUGUCUUCAAAUUCUUGAAUCAAGAUGUAUUUUCUUGAUGAACAAAAUGGAGGACUGCAACAUUAAAAUAAAUUAACAUGGGAGGAUCCUCAUCAAAAUCUGCUGAACCAUACUCGGCACCGAAACCUGCAGCGCCAGUUCAAAAACAAGAAUUGGACGAACCAUGGAGGAAGUUUGAAUGGGACAGUAUAUCAGAACUGAAAAGGAAUCUAGAAGAAUUCACUCCAAGUGAUCCAAAUGUUAAGGAAAUCAAGAUUAUUGUUGCUGGUCAAAUUGGUGCAGGAAAGUCCAGCUUUAUAAACUCCAUCAAUAACGCUUUUCGAGGUCGGAUCACCUCAUCAGCGCUUGUUAAUUCAUCUUCUGGUGGUAGUAAAAGUUUUACAACUAAACUGAAAGGACACCGCAUCAGAAGUGGAAAAGUUGCUUUGCCUAUUGUCUUCAAAGACAUAAUGGGUUUAGAACCUGAUGCAAUGGCUGGGUCUCAAGCAGAAGACAUCAUCAAUGCUUUAUUUGGCCAUGUGAAGGACGGCUAUGAAUUCAAGACGAACCCACUCACUCAUAAGGAUCAACAUUAUACCAGUGACCCCAGUCUCUCUGACCAGGCUUUCUGUCUGGUUUACGUCAUAGCUGCUGAUACAGUCCAGUUCACAGAUGACAAACUCAUUGACAAGUUGAAGAUCAUCCGUCACAGAAUCAGUGAAAGAGGGAUUCCUCAAGUGAUUGUCAUGACUAAAGUGGAUGAAGCAUGUCCACUGGUGAAAAAUGAUCUAAGAAAGAUCUACUACAGCAAGAAGAUCAAAGAGAAGAUGCAGAUGUGCAGUGAUAAAGUGGGUGUGCCAAUGAACAACAUCUUCCCAGUGAAGAACUACCAUGAUGAGAUCGACACUGAAGAUGAUAUUGAUCUUCUGAUUCUGAAAGCAUUGCAACAGAUUGUAAAUCUCGCUGAUGAUAGAUUGAUUGAGAACAGUGAUAACUGACAUAAAAACACACUAAAUAAUAUUUUGUUAUCCUUGGUAUGCACUCGCCUACAUGUUUUCUAAAAUGUCAAUGUUUAUCACGUUUUUUAACUAAAAAAUCAAUCAAUUUUGGGCAUAAUAGUGAAUAAUUUUGACACACAGUAAAUUGUACAGUAUUUACAGUAUGUGCUUGUCUUGUCUCUCAAAGGUUACAACGAGCAGUCAGAAUAUACACUUUUGUUUUGAAAGACUUAACGUAAUUCAAUAAAUUAAUAAUAAAAAAAUCCUUAGCAA